UUUGACAGAUAAUUUGUAAGUAAAUAUGCGAUUUGCACAAGGUUGUAUUGUAGGUUAUGACUAAACAUGCUGCAAUAACAGCACUGCUCAAUGUUUCUUUUGCAGCAUAUCUAUAAAGAUAAGGCACAGCAGAGUUAAUGCUGACCUCAAAGGAUCUUUUUCAUCUAAAACUUAGUUGAAAUGUAUACUUAUGAUUGUACGAUCACAGCAGCAGGGUCUAUAAAAGAGCCUAUAGCUGAAAAAACAAGAGGAACGGACGACUGUACUCAACAUAAUACCGGCUGUGAAACUAACUUGAAAGUAAAAGUUAGCACCAACUUUCCCACGUCAGUGUCUAAGUUGUGCAGCUGCUAUGAAAUCUGACAUUCAACUUGUUGUUCUGCUGUCUUUGACAUUCAGAUGAAUCAGGCAUGACAGACAACAUUCAAUCUGUAUUAAAGUGAAAUACGUCAAUCUUUAAAAAGUCUGCAUGAUUGCUUUCAUCCAGUGAGGUUUUAUUUAUAAUAUCAAGUAUCAUAUCAUUUCAAGGUGUUUUAAAUACUGUAAACUUUGUGAACUUAAAUCUUUUUUAAAGUUUAAAGAGUUUUAAAAAGGUUUUUGCUUAUUUAACCUGACUUGAGAGAUUCAUUCUAACACAUACAAGCUGGAUUUUUUUCUCUUUCUGGCAAGAUAUUACUUAAAAGAUGGUAACAGCGGUUUAAAUUAUGGUUUAACAGUCCCAAAAAAUGUCUUGCAGAAUGUGAUAGAAAACAUGAAAUUUAUUUUAACUUGUUUUAUUUUACCCCACCUUAACUUUGAGGCGCACUCAUUUACAGGUGCAGCGACAGCAUUUCUCCCUUGGGCAUUCAAUGCCUUUUAAUCCAGACUGUGAACAGGUUGGGUGUCUGAUAGUGAUGCGUUUUCAUGAUGUGGCUUGUCAGAAACAAAAGUUGUUUUUUUUUAAAUCCACAGUAAUAACAAUAACAAUGUGUGGUAAAAUAUUGUAAAGAAUGUCUUAUACAUGGAAAUAAUUGGGUUUUGAACUCAACAUAUUAGAAAAUAUAGGCCUCUUCUUCACAUAAUCCCAAUGUAAAAAAACACUGUGACCUUUACGAAAAGGGAAACAGCAUCUUGUUUAGCUACUGAGAAACAAGUAAGGGACUAAUCAACUAGCUGAUAAUAGACAAGUAAUUCUUAAAUAACUUGGAAUCAAUUGGUUUAUUUAGAUCUUGUGCAGAUAUAUAAACACGAGACACUGGUUCAUUAACACAGUAUUUAUCUGUUCUGUUGUUAAGUUACGUACCAUUAUAUACUUUAAAAUCUGGGAUUCAGUGUUACUCAGAACUACGAGUGUAUUUAUUAGGCUACAUGCCAUGAAAAACUGAGGCGAGGUUGUGUUUUAACUAUUGUGGCUUUAAAGUGUUUUCACAGCUUCUCAAUAUUUCCCCUAUGUUUACAACAAUAUGACCUUUCCAUACAGUUUACAAUGCCUCAUUACGCUCAACAGUCUCUCAGCACUUUCCACUGUUGCAAUGUUUGUUCUCUGAUUCUCCUACAUCAUGUCAUUGAUUUCCAUUAUCCUUGACAGGUCCCACUGAUACCGUCGACAGCGAUGGAGUCCCCAGAAUCUUCCCGGCUGUCGUCAUUGAGGGGAGGGUUGAAAUCAGAGGAUUUCAUUCAACCGCACUAUAUGGAGUCCUAUCGCCUGGCGAUCGAUUGCCUGGCCAGCGGCGGCAGAGACACUUAUCAGGAGUUCCUCAAGGGAGAACGUAUCGGAAGCUUCCUGUCAGAGGAAGAGCUUCUCUUCAUCACUGAAAAUGCAAAAACACCCCCACCUAAAGACCACGUAGCAGAAAUCAAUGGUCCACCGGACGACGAGUCAUCCUCAGGGACGUACUGGCCUGUCCACUCGGAUGUGGACGCCCCAGAGUUGGAGUUGGGUUGGCCAGAUGUCAUGCAAGAAAAACUACAGACAAAUAUAGAUUUGCUCUUUCAUCCACCAAGACAAAACAACCCCACCAUCAAAGAGGUGAUUCGGAAGAAAAUUCAAAAUGCAAGACAGGUCAUUGCCAUUGCGAUGGACAUGUUCACUGAUGUCGACAUAUUCAAAGAAGCUGUUGAUGCCUCCAUACGAGGAGUCCCGGUCUACGUGAUUUUGGAUGAUUUCCAUUUGAAAAGUUUCCUCGCAAUGGCUGAAAAUCAAAAUGUCAAAAUUCAUCAACUCAGAAACAUGAGGGUGCGCACUGUGAAAGGUCCGGAUUACCUCUGUCGAUCAGGAGCUAAAUUUCAUGGAGCAAUGGAGCAGAAGUUUCUUUUAGUCGACUGCCUCAUAGCGAUUUAUGGCUCAUAUGGCUUCACGUGGUCAUUUGAGAAGAUUCAUCUGAGCAUGGUGCAGGUGAUCACAGGCCACCUGGUGAAGUCAUACGACGAGGAGUUUCGAACACUUUACGCCCGCUCGACUGUGCCAGCUGAGCUCUGCCCUCCGGAAGGUUUGUUCCAAAGCAAUGGACCACAUGGACAACAGAUUUUCCCAAACACUCCAAAAAUUGAUCGGAGGGACCAGUUGAGGCAUACGCUGGACACAGUCUAUCGGAAGACCUGCGAGAGGAAACUAGGAGCGAGAGAUCUGGAGGAGAGGCUCUUUGAAGAGGAACCUAACAAGUUUGGGCCCUUUAUUAAGAAUGGGAUCACCGUUCAAAACCAGAUGCCGCAAUGUCAGUCUGCAGAGAUGAUGAACUUCAUUAAAAGGCACAGCUAUGCUGGGGAGAUACAAGACGGAUAUAUGCCGCAGAACAUCAGGCCCAGAGCGAGCAACUGGAAUAUCUCUAGAGAAAUAGGAAACGGAACAAACCAAUACCCCAUGGACAAUUACUUACCGGUGGCACAGAUGCAUAGAGGUCAAAACAUGCGUCAGUCUUACAGUGGAAACGACAAACAGAUUCUUUCCAUGCAGCAAAACAUGCCAACGCUAGAGAAUACAUCCAAGGCGUUCAUGCACACAUUGAGGAUUGAGUCUUACCUCAAAUGCCCUGAUGUCCCAUUGGGAGACUCUUGUGACUAUUUAGACCAGUUUGAACCACAGGACAAAGCUAACUCCUUCAUGCAGGGAAGGAUGAGGUCUUCCCUUGUUUUCAGGUCCCCCAUACCAGAGCAACUGGAGCCAAACCGACACAUUAACAACUCCUCCACUUGUGCCAACUCCUCAGCAGUCCCAAAGACUCCUUUACACUACUCAUCCAUGCAGUGGAAUCCAAAUGCAGUAACUGAAAGUAGGAUAAGUAAUGACGAGUACAUGUUUGAUAGGCAAAUUUUGCAGACUUUGGAUGACAAUCGGAAGAAUGCAAACUACGGUCCAGGUAGCAACUCUUACCACUCUGCAUACACUAGCUUAGGCAGAGCUAAAGGUAGACACAUGAUCACAAACCCAGACUUGAUGUCAGACAGUUGGCAAAAAAGGCAUAGCGUAGCAGAUCCAAGAUCAGACACUGAGUACAAGCAUGAAUCAUCAGGUUACAUGUAUGGAGCUUUCGCAAAAACGCAAGUGAACAGAAGCACAGCAGGGAUCAAUGCACAGAGUGGAGGUUACGGGUCAAAUCUGAAAGACGAUCAGAGAUUUGGUUCUCAUUAUGAUGUCAAGAGUGUCACAGGCACAAAGAGCCACGGUAAUCCCAUUUGGCAGGAGCCGCCAUCCAGGACUGUGUCCGCAGCAGCCCUGGAUGUUAAAAGCAAGGAUCCAACAGCUAAACCCCACAGCAUGAGCUCACAGCUUUUUAUAAAGAAGAGUCCCAAAACAAUAAAAUCGUUACUUAACAUACCAGAGAAGAAAGAGGAUUCAGCAGGAACCAUUGACACACAGAGUCUGCAGUCAAGUGGCAGCACAGACACUAUAACAGAAGAGGAUGAGGAGAGGAUAUCCUAUGGAGGAGGAAAACUUCCCCAAAAGACAACCAAGUCUGUCAGGUCCUCCUCGGGGCACCAGAGGAAGCAGAUAGAGGGCGUCAAUCCAACCUCUUCAAAACCUCGAUUCAAAACUGAGGAGCACCAAAAUCCACUGCAAGUCUCUCUUCCUAAACCUACCACACAGAAGAAACCCAGCGUUACUGACAGAAGCGUGGGGCCCGACCCUCACUCGGCAAGCUGGAGCAAAGAUCGAGUCACGGACAAUCGCCUUUACAGCAGAUUUGAGCCUUUCUGCUCGUUUGACAAGAAACGCUCUGCACACGGCUUUGGAAACUUUCAGGAGAAACCCAAAAGCCUUCCUAAAGGUGAGGCAGCAAUUGAACACAACCUCACCUGGGCUGCAAGAGGGCACCAUGAAAAUAAGCUGGAGAAAUUCAUGCAUCGAGUGGGAAACCUCAUACACAAGAACAAGUAGUGAAUCUUCACAGGUCACUUCUUACCAAUGCACAUUUUACUCAUUAUGUAAAUAUUCUUACAGUUGGUGUUUAUUUCUGAUUUUACUUGUUUUCAGCAAACACUGUUUACAUUUUCCGUUUUUGUUACUGUGUACAGAUGCACUGAUGAAUGUUGUUUUAUAUGAAUACAGACCUUUAUAUAACAAAAUCUUAAACCCUGACUUUAAGUCUGUCCUCGACUGGUGUGGACAACAAAUGCUGCAGAUGCUUUAAGUGGUAGCUUUGCCAAAGGGUAAUAGAUAGCUAGAAGCUGGCUAUAGCUGGCUAUUUUGUUUUGUAACAUGUCUUCUUUCAGACUAGUGGAAGGAAAACAUUCAAAAUACACUCAGGUGCUUAUUUUACUAUACUUUGUCUAUUUGUGUCUGUAGAUUUCUCCUAAAGUCACCAAAAGUUUGCAAAUUGAAUUUCAGAAAACUUGUAAUACAAACAGUAAUUGUCUUAAUGUCAGUACUCAAGUGGGGAAGUUGCAUGCUGAUAUCUAUUAGUUACAUUUGUUUAUUCUUCACCUGGUGUGUGGCUUCCUUUAAAGCAAAACGCAAUGUGCACUACAAGCCCAAUGAAAAACGCAGUACAAAUACUCAGAGGCCACUCAGAAGUGAUUCAUGUAUUUCAUCUUUCAUUCUUCACUCAAGGUGACAGAUUUGUGGCUAAGCACAAAGCAACAUGGCCUCCAGAGUAAAACAUAUGCAAGAAGAAGUAUUCAUGUCGUGGUUCAUAAAUAUUCAUUCUUUACUGUUAGGGACUCAGUAUUACGAAUGAGUAUUCAGUUUUAUUUUAAACUGUAACUUUAAUAGUGCAUGCCAGCCAGUCCCACGUUGCUUCUCUGGGUUUUGUCUCAGUGAUAUUUGUGGUGGGAAUGUCGUGGAUAUUUUGAAUACAGCAGAUCCUCUUCUAGUGCACUUUCUUUUGAUAAUGCUGAUAAAAUG
Messenger RNA from Anarrhichthys ocellatus (wolf-eel), 5320 nucleotides. It is a transcript of the gene sack1b, whose product is annotated as family with sequence similarity 83 member B. Gene Ontology annotation, molecular function: protein kinase binding. Bases 1592 to 4354 code for a protein of 920 amino acids. Lineage: Eukaryota; Metazoa; Chordata; Actinopteri; Perciformes; Anarhichadidae. Gene Ontology annotation, cellular component: membrane; cytoplasm. The transcript has 4 exons. Gene Ontology annotation, biological process: signal transduction. The record is from RefSeq and is a predicted model, not a curated record.